GAAGUGGACACAUUCAAACAUGGACGAAUAUCGAGCAAGGGAAGCAUAACUUUCUGGAUCUGUAAAUCACCGGAAAUUUAGAUUAUUGAUAUUAUCAAUAUUUUGAUGAAUAUUCUGCCCCAUAUUAAUUUUCAGGUGAUUUCCAGAAUAAAUGAUUCGUCUCUCUCUUUAUUAGAUUAAUUUUGUUUGUAAUGACUACAAAGAAUGUCAGAAGUGGUUUUUAAGAAGUUCUUGGACUUUCUAGAAGAUCAUCUUGAAGAAAACAAAGAAUUGAUAUCAUUUGUGAAAAAGCGAUAUGAUGAAUGCAGUGACUCCUUCCGUUUUUCCAAGGACUUCUUGGAGUUGACAGCAAAUAUACAGUCGAAAAUUGAGGCUGAGAAACAUCGAAUAUUUGUACAUCUUAAAAACUUCUUAGCAGAAUUGAAAUCCUACCGAGUUACUACUGCUCCAAAUAAUAAACGCAAACUAGUGGACAAUGUCUGUGAGGGGACUAAUAAAAAACAAUGUGUUAACAAUUCAUGUUCAGAUCUCAGUUCUGACUCUGACUUUUUUAAGAAAAAUAACACAAAGCAGGUCAAUGAAGAUAGCAAUAGAAAGAGUGAAAAAAUUGAAACAGAAGAAAAAAUUGAAACAGAAGAAAAAAAUGAAGACAGUUGUGGUAAAGGAGAAUCAGUAUCCUGUGAGAAAGAUGAUCAAGUAUGUGGUGAAGGAGAAUCAGUAUCCUGUGAGAAAGAUGAUCAAGUAUCUCCCAUUGUAGAAGAAUCACUCUCAAAUGAUUCUAUUCAAUCAGAGUUUAAAUCAUCUGAUUCUUCAGACUUUCCUACCUAUUUUUCUGGUGAGCGGUUUGAUAAACAAAAAUCUCCAUCUGUUGAUUUGAUAUCAUUGGAUUCCAAGAGUCCUUGUCCAGCAUCAUCCAGUAAUCAUGAAAGUGUUUCUGGUGUCAACAAACAUACUUCAUCUAGCACUGUGUUAUUGAACUGCAAGGAGUCAUCAAGUCUUGAUGUAGCUUCUGACAGUGCACUAGAUUCUAAGGCUGAAGAUGUGGACAGUGAUAGAGAAAAGGAGGCAGAGGAAAGCAAACAGAAUUGUUUAGAUCUGGCAUCGCCUUCCCCUAACACUCUUGAGGAAAGUGCAAGUAACUUAAGUGAGACAACAGAAAAGAAAAAGAAAAAAGGAUCUGAAAGGCAAAUAAAACGAUUAGAAAAACUUCUUGCUGAAAUCAACAAAGAAAUUGAGACAGUAAAUGAAAAGGAACUUGAUCUCGAAGAAAUGGAAAAUGAUGAUUCAGCCUAUCUUUAUGAAGAUCGAUUGCAGAAAAAGUUUGUGAAAGUUUGGGAAAAGUUAUGUGAACUUAAAAAUCAAGAUACUAAAACUGGGCGCCCAAUUGAAAGAAAAUUUCAUUAUAAUGGUACUCGUUAUUCUGAAAUCAAUAAAAAAAUUGAAAAGUUUAUCAACAAGAAAAAAAUUUUCCCAGAUUAUUUUGAUAUCAAAAAUAUUAUUAAUCAAGUGAACACAGUACACAAGUUAUAUUUAGGAAAAACAAAUAUUGAUGACUUAGCCAGAGAAACAUUUACUGAUGUUGGGAAUCAACUCCAAGAAAGGCGUCAUCGUGAUUUUAUCCUAACAUUUGGAAAUAGUCAAACUGAAGCAUACAGAAUAACUUCUGAUCCUGCUACUUAUGACAAAAACUUGAAGAAGAAGUUAGAUGAAAACCGUAAACUUGCAAAAUCAAAGCUGGAUGAUAUUAUAUCAAAAUAUGCUCAGAAACAAUAUGAUACCAAUGCUCAGCCUGAAGAAGUUGAUGAAAAUGCUUUAGAAAGUUCAUCUGAAGAAGAGGAUGAGGAGGAUGAAAUUCCAGAAUUGGAUGAAGUAAUGGCAUUGGAUGAUGACGAUGAAGAUGAUGACAUUACUGAAGUCAAAACAGCUAAACCUUCAGGGAGCGUCUCAUUACAAAUAACCCCCACAAAAGACUUGAAAGUACAAUUAGAGAAGUUGGUAAUACCUACCAACUUUCAAAAUGAUAUAAAUAAUAUUUCUGACAGUUCUGCAUCCAGCAGUUAUCCUAAGACAAGGAGCAGACAAAAUCGUGGUUGCAAAAUGUCAGCCCAAUCACCUAAAGGUAAAAGCUCUUCACAGGCACUACCUUUGUUACCUUUACACAGAGUGGUUAAAAGCAAUUCAGACAAAUCCAGCAAUGAAAAGAGCAAAGAUGUGAGUGAAAAGAUAGUUAUCGAUCUCGAUUCUUCUGAAUCUGAAGAAAAUGGUGUAAGCUGCAGCAUUCCAAUCAACAAAGUAGACACUCAUACAUCAACAUGUAAAGAGCAAUCUCUUAUACCACUAAGGCCUCGAUGUGCAGUUGGUGCUAGAAAUUCCAACACUUCAUUAUCAUCGUCGACAACCACAUCAUCAUCAUCAUCAUUAUCAUCAGGAAGAAUGUAUGUUUCUUCUCAAAGCAAUAUGCAGCUUAGUAUGGAAGUAAAAACUCAGGUUCAGCAACAAGAUUUUGAUGGUGUCUCAUUUAAAAUUGCUUCUGUUGCUUCUUUAGCAUAUAGCAUGAACAAUCGGACUAGUAAUUCUGAAUAUUUUACUGCACAACAGACUAAUUAUCAAAGUCAGAAUUAUCAAGUGACUUCGGGUAGUAGUUAUGGUGUUAGAAGCAGUCAAAAGUGGCCUGCUAUUGCUCAGUCUAAAGAAGUUAUUGUUUUAUCUGAUUCUGAUUGAAAUGUUUGUGUGUACGAAAAUAUACAUAAACAGCAAAUCUACAUAUUAACAUGUAUAAAUAUGGGAUUUAUAAAAAUAAAAGUUAUUAUAAAUAAAAUCUUAAAAUAAUCUAAAACCAGUCACACCUGCUUGUUUAAUAAAAUUAUUACUGGUAUGUGUAUAAUAUCCAUUUAAAAAGUAAUUCACUGUUUUAUUUCAUUCUCACAUUGUUAACUCUUUUCAAAGUUAAGCUACUUAAAACCAAACUAUCAGUAAUAUAUUCAGAGGACUUUUUCUUUUCUCUCCUCUGUAUUUUAUGUAGGGUAAACUUGUAUGUAUAAAAAACUAUUCUAAAAAACCAGUAUUUUUUGCAGGAAGCUAAAUUCCUCCAAGGACUUUUCAUCAUGCAUUCUAUUAGUCAGUAAAUACUGGAGGUUUAUUUUUUUUUUGGUCAGUUGUAUUUAUUUAUUUUUUUAUUUUUUUUUCCCACUUAUUUUAAGCCAGCUUUUUGGUUUUACAAAUACCAAUUUCUAAAAUGCCACAAGAAACCUCCAGAAAUGUUUUUAAAAGAGAAAGAAUCUUAUUAGACUUUUGCAAUUAAUGCAUAUAAAGUUUUUUUGGUGGGGCUGAUGGAUUAGAAAUUCAGGUUUGAUCCAUCUAAUAAUCAUUAAUGCAUCUUGCAUCAAAAAAUGUUUUUCAUCAGUCAGUCUGAAACAUAAGACCUGGUUUGAGACUACACAGUUUUGAAGUAUUGUUCAAAGGGGGUUAACUCUUUUCUGCAGCAAGCUAUACCCCUUUCAGAGUUUCUCUACAUGCAUUCUCAUUAGUCAAAUAUUGGAGGGUUUUAAGCCAGUUGUAUGGUUUUCGUUCAUAAUACUCCCCUUUUCUGUUGUCACUCUUAUUGUCUAAUGGUGAUUUAUAAACACUCUUUAUCGGUUAUGUUUUAAAAUAUUUAUUGGCAAAUGUUUGCAUUUUUCAGUUAUAUUAAAAGUUUGAAUGAUUAAGAUACUUCUAAAGGUAUUUUAAUAACUUUCACAAAUUGCGUGGUUAACUUGAGGUAGAACUAAAUAAAUACAUGUUUAGUUUAAUACUAUGGAAAUAGAUCAAACAGCUGAACAUUGAAUAAAUGAAUUAGCAAGUUUUAUUCUAUCUCUUAAUCAUGUUGGGAUUUACUUUCAUUUGGUGCUGAUUAAUAUUAGUAGACUAAAAAUCUCUAUAAGAUCAGCAAAAUAAGCACCAGUAAUAUACGAUUCAUCUUUUCAGUCAACUAUAACACUUCCUUGCUUCGUUUGGCAUGUACUAAAACAUAUAUAGAAGGUUUAAAAUACAGCUCUUAAGAAUUUUCCCAUCAUCAAGUUAACUGACAACUUUGAUGAUUUUUAGCCAUAAUUUUUUAACAAGUAAACAAUGACAAUCUUUUAUAAGUUUUACUUAUCAUACAAAACUGUUUCAUGGUUAUAAAAAAAAAACACCUACAAAAUCAUUGAGAAAUAGUGUUUUUUACUUAAAUUGUUGCUUUAUAAUUGUCUACAGCUCGAUCUCAUGUCACCAAACAUGUUUCUCUAGGAAACAUUCAGCUUACAAAAGUUUCUAUUUUCCAUCAAAAAUCUAUUUGUAUUUAUCAUAAAAUAUAUUUAUGCAUUGCUCUUGUACAAAAUAAAUUAUCAUUCCUUCAUUUUA
This is a messenger RNA of Octopus bimaculoides (California two-spot octopus), 4380 nucleotides long. RefSeq lists its product as uncharacterized. Lineage: Eukaryota; Metazoa; Mollusca; Cephalopoda; Octopoda; Octopodidae. Gene Ontology annotation, molecular function: transcription coactivator activity; histone binding; nuclear androgen receptor binding. The record is from RefSeq and is a predicted model, not a curated record. Gene Ontology annotation, cellular component: nucleus; PML body. Gene Ontology annotation, biological process: regulation of apoptotic process; negative regulation of DNA-templated transcription; nucleosome assembly.